AUAAGGUUACCUCCACGGCGUCGCCGUGACGCUAGGUUUGCGCCGAAACCUCCGCGGCUCAUCGCGCAAAGCAGCAACUUCCGGCGGCAGCGACCCAUCCCGCCGCGCCAUUUCGCGGUUGAGCGCCACGGUCUCCGCCGCGAGCGCCUCCAGCUCGGCUUCAAUUUUCGCCGACUCCGCGGCCUCGGCGCGUUGCCUGGCUUCGAGCCGUGCGGCCAAUGCCCUCCGCUCGGCCUUGAGCGCCUCGUAUUCGUCCAUGAGUCGCGCGACCGCGGCGUCGUCGUCAGCCGGAUGCGCCGGUGGCGCGGCAGGUGGCGUAGCCUCACGGACCCUAGUCGGCGGCGACGCGCCGUCCGCGCCGUCCGCGCCGCCCCCGAGCACCUCGUUCCACGCGGUAGAGUGCGGCGUCGUGGGCUGCUCUUCACGCGGCCCCGGAGGCGGCGGUGGUGGCACUUGUCGAUCGCUAUCGGUGCUGUCGCCGUCGCUGGCAUCCGCUGCCGUCGGCUCCAUCCUCGGUUCUCGGGGCAGGGCCUGCCCUUCACAAGCUUAUAUGGUGUCGAGAGCCUCGGGGCAGCCUGAUUUCACUUCGAACAGCUCCCAGUGGUACCUUAGGUCAGCGAUUGCAGUGAUAACCUGCUUUUACAGCUGGACUGCGCUGCA
This is a messenger RNA of Pelagomonas calceolata, 660 nucleotides long. The record is from the annotation of a GenBank genome assembly. NCBI's taxonomy places the organism in Eukaryota, Pelagophyceae, Pelagomonadales, Pelagomonadaceae.